Cavenderia fasciculata is the source of this 1350-nucleotide messenger RNA. RefSeq lists its product as uncharacterized. The coding region runs from base 1 to 1350 and encodes 449 amino acids. The record is from RefSeq and is a predicted model, not a curated record. The transcript is spliced from 4 exons. Lineage: Eukaryota; Evosea; Eumycetozoa; Acytosteliales; Cavenderiaceae.
AUGAAUCCAACGGGUUGGAGAAUUUUGUUAGAGGCUUUCUUGUUCACACUACCCAUGAUGAUUGCAAUCUUUUUGUCGACGGAGUCAUUUAUAUGGGUAGUAGUUCAACAAUUUGUUUUCAAAAUGGUCGUCCCUUUAUACGAGGAUUUCAACAACAAAACAAGAGGGGGAAAAAAAGAUGUAUCAAAAAUUUGGGUUUCAUCUUGUCCAUUCUUGCGAUUGAAAAGAUUUAAACAUUUUGUAAAUGUUUCAGCAACCAACAAUCAUGUUGUAGGAACAUUCGAACAUUCAGUAGAAUCCAUCUUCCAAAUGGUACAUAAUGAUCCAUCAUCUAAAUCCAAUCAAUCUGCGAUUGACGUUUUAGAAUAUUUAUUGUCAGAGGCAAACUUGAAAAAGAAACGACGUAUUAGAUACAUUGAAGAAAUAGCCCUUGGAUUGUCAGAUCUUCAAUGGGAUGUCCUACUUGAUUAUUGUUUGAAAAAUUCUACCGAAUCAAAAGUUAUAUCAAUCCUAUUUAAAGUCUUACCAUUCAUUGAAUUGACCAAACCAUCAUCAUCAUCUUAUCCUGAAGAGAUAUUGGUGGCCAAUGGGCUUGCAAUACACCUUUUAACCAACUUUAGGACUGAUAUGGUAGACCUUUACUAUGAGGCAAGAGUUCACUCUUUAUUCCUCAAGAUGCUUAGAAAUGAAACAAAUAAUGGUGAAUUUAAUAUAGUACAGAGGGCAUCUAUUUUAUUCUUUAACAAAUUUGGUUAUCAUGACAUUAAACAUAGUAUCAAAGGAUUCUCAACAGAAGAAAAAACACAAGCUCUUGUACUUUUAGACAGCCAUUAUCAAUCCUGCAGUAGUCUGAUCAUCCCUUCAUCUUUUAUUCGUCUCUAUUAUCGAUAUAAUAGUGAUAAAGAAAACCCAUUAUUCAAUCAACAGUUUGUCUUGGUAUUUUGGUUUCUGUUUUCAAUUAAUUUCAGUCCUUGCAAUGAUGAUGGAGAAACAACAGUCUAUUCAAGAGUCAACCUCUUUUUAUUUUAUGCUACCAUUGAAUAUGUAUUGAACAAGGUUUGUGCAUAUACAAAAGCAUUGACAAAAAGGAAUAUGACCGAUUGGAGAUUCAUUCCGGAAGCAGGCUCUAUUUUUCUUCAUUUCACAACCAUUGCAUUUUAUUUCAUCUUCAAUGUGCUUGUUGAUACAAAGUAUAGAGUAUGGACGUUAGUCUAUGUGUUUUUGCAAACUAUCUACCCCUUUAUUCUCGAUGGAUACAGUAAUGAUCACAUUCAACCUUAUUUUAAGAAUCUUGCUAAAUACAAAGAUUCUUUCAAACCUGUACCCGAUGGUUUCACCUUUGUACAAUAA